GGUGAUGUUACGUUAGCGCCAUCUCUGAACAAUGGAGCCUUGCUGUGAAACGAUAUAUAAACGGGCCCCUGUCCAACAGCACCCCCUCAUCAACUAUCUGUUCCCCCUCCACCCGAGUUCUUACUUAACCCCACCGUCCCCCCUCCCCCCUAUAUUUUAUCCUUGUAAUAUUGUGCAAUAUGACGCCUCAUGCACAAGCACGCCGUCACACACGCAAGCAGCACAAUUCAGACGAGCCCAUUACCCAGAAACUCCGAGCUGUUACACCGGAGGAACUCGAUGCCUGGAGCAGUGGCUCUGACAGCGAGUACGACCCAAAUGAGCCGCAGCCCUCCGACCUACCUGGCCAUACAUGUUCCAAGUUAGUGGCGUUACGAUCCUCCGCCAUCAUUUUUAUUGACGGAUCUUUCCAGGCUGGCGAUCGGGUGUGGAUCAGAACAGCUGGUGGCAACUGGCAUCCGGGCAAAGUGUCCGGUCAGACAACACGGAAAGGUCAAACGCGGGAGAAAGAGGGACUGUUCUAUCCGGUGGUAUUCAAUGAAAAGCUACGGAAAUAUUUUGCACCGCUGAAUGGUGAAAUCAAGCCCAACAAUCGGCAUAUUCGAAGUUUGCUAGCCGAUGCGGGUUGGUUGUAAUCGUCGGGGCUUGUCCUUGAUAUAUGAUACCAUAUCAAUAUGCUUUCCCUUUGUAUUAAUUGUGUAUGCCAGUGGGGUUUCAAUGGAACAAUAUCAAUACAUAUUCUAGAAAUUGAAAU
This is a messenger RNA of Desarmillaria tabescens, 754 nucleotides long. RefSeq lists its product as uncharacterized. NCBI's taxonomy places the organism in Eukaryota, Fungi, Basidiomycota, Agaricomycetes, Agaricales, Physalacriaceae. The transcript is spliced from 2 exons. The record is from RefSeq and is a predicted model, not a curated record. The coding region runs from base 180 to 635 and encodes 151 amino acids.